Clunio marinus is the source of this 195-nucleotide messenger RNA. Lineage: Eukaryota; Metazoa; Arthropoda; Insecta; Diptera; Chironomidae. The record is from the annotation of a GenBank genome assembly.
AUGAAAUUUGUAAUUGAACUGAUGGACGGCUUCUAUUUAAUUAGAAGCGUAAAGAAUGAACUUUGGGAAGCACAAGAAAUGAAUGACCAACAACAAAUCCAACACAACGAUGCUAGCUUCAUAAACAACAAUGCUAAUGAGAGUGAUAAACAGAGUUCGGUAUCCUGCAUAGAAAUUCAUAACACAUAUGAGUGA